AUGACGAAAGCGAACGCGAUUGGAAUCGAUUUGGGGACCACGUACUCGUGUGUUGGAGUCUUUAUGCAUGGGAAAGUCGAGAUUAUCGCGAAUGAUCAAGGGAAUCGAACCACUCCCUCCUAUGUGGCUUUCACGGACACAGAGCGUUUGAUUGGCGAUGCGGCGAAUAAUCAAGUGGCCAUGAAUCCGCAUAAUACUAUUUUUGAUGCCAAACGAUUAAUCGGCCGAAAAUACGAUGACCAAGCCGUGCAAUCUGACAUGAAACAUUGGCCAUUCAAAGUCGUUAAUGCUCCAGGAAACAAACCAAAGCUACAAGUUGAAUAUAAAGGAGAGAACAAGACAUUCACACCUGAGGAGAUCUCAUCAAUGGUCUUGAUCAAGAUGAAGGAGACAGCCGAAGCCUUUCUUGGUGAAACAGUGAAAGACGCGGUGAUCACAGUGCCCGCUUAUUUCAAUGACUCUCAACGACAAGCCACAAAAGAUGCGGGAGCGAUCGCUGGCUUGAAUGUCCUUCGAAUUAUCAAUGAACCAACAGCUGCAGCUAUUGCUUAUGGUUUGGAUAAGAAAGGACAACCUGAGAAAAAUGUGCUCAUCUUUGAUUUGGGAGGUGGUACCUUUGAUGUCUCGAUUUUGGCUAUUGAUAAUGGGAUCUUUGAGGUGAAAUCAACAGCUGGUGAUACGCAUCUAGGAGGAGAGGAUUUCGACAAUAGAAUGGUCAACCAUUUCGUCGCGGAAUUUCAGAGGAAACACAAGAAAGAUCUUUCGACGAAUCCGAGAGCGCUAAGAAGAUUGAGAACUGCUUGUGAAAGAGCAAAGAGGACAUUGUCGUCAUCGUCACAGGCCUCAAUCGAAAUCGAUUCACUUUUCGAGGGCGUCGACUUCUAUACGAGUAUCACGAGAGCGAGAUUUGAAGAGCUGUGCUCUGAUUUGUUCCGCUCAACAAUGGAUCCAGUAGAGAAAGCGCUUCGAGAUGCGAAAAUGGACAAGGCACAGAUCCACGAUAUUGUGCUUGUUGGUGGCUCGACGAGAAUCCCGAAGAUACAAAAGCUGCUAUCGGAUUUCUUCUCUGGGAAAGAGUUGAACAAAUCGAUCAACCCAGAUGAAGCUGUUGCGUAUGGAGCUGCUGUACAGGCUGCUAUCCUCUCAGGAGACAAAUCAGAAACCGUUCAAAGCCUUCUUCUCAUCGAUGUAACACCGCUUUCAUUGGGAAUUGAGACAGCUGGUGGGGUGAUGACUUCGCUAAUCAAGAGAAAUGCGACUAUCCCAACGAAAACCUCACAAGUCUUCACCACGUAUGCGGACAAUCAACCAGGAGUGCUCAUUCAGGUCUAUGAGGGUGAACGAGCGAUGACGAGGGACAACAAUCUUUUGGGGAAAUUCGAGCUUUCUGGAAUUCCGCCGGCUCCACGUGGUGUCCCGCAAAUUGAAAUAAAUCCACCGGAAAACAGAAUAAGAUCACGAUUACGAAUGAUAAGGGGACGAUUGAGCAAGGAAGAUAUCGACAGAAUGGUGAACGAUGCUGAGAAAUAUCGAGCCGAUGAUGAGAAGCAAAGAGAUCGGAUCUCGGCGAAGAAUGGAUUGGAAUCAUAUGCGUUCAACAUGAAGCAGACGAUUGAAGAUGAACAGAUGAAGAGCAAAUUGUCGAAUGAGGAUCGGGAAAAGAUUGAGACGAAAUGCGGAGAAGUUCUCCGAUGGUUGGACUCGAAUCAGACAGCCGAGAAAGAGGAAUUCGAGCAUAUGCAGAAAGAGCUAGAACAAGUGUGCAAUCCGAUCAUCACACGCCUCUAUCAGGGAUCCGGUGGUGCUGGAGGAAUGCCUGGAGGUGCACCGGGUGGCCCACGUGGAGGCGGGCAAGGACAAGGCCCGACAAUUGAAGAAGUCGAC
Molecule: messenger RNA, 1884 nt
Organism: Mesorhabditis belari
Lineage: Eukaryota; Metazoa; Nematoda; Chromadorea; Rhabditida; Rhabditidae
Source: the annotation of a GenBank genome assembly